AGGGAACUUUCCAGAACGCUCGCUGAAAAGCGGAGGAGCGGCGGCUGCCCGAGCUGCGCCCAGCAACGCGCUCCUUCCCGCUCCCCCACACCGGCCUCGGCCCCCUCACCGGCUGUAGAAAAUGGUGAAAGAAACUACUUACUAUGAUGUUUUGGGGGUCAAACCCAAUGCCACCCAGGAAGAAUUGAAAAAGGCUUACAGGAAAUUGGCUUUGAAGUACCACCCUGACAAGAAUCCAAAUGAAGGAGAGAAGUUUAAACAGAUUUCUCAAGCUUAUGAAGUGCUCUCUGAUGCGAAGAAAAGGGAAUUAUAUGACAAAGGAGGAGAACAGGCAAUUAAAGAAGGUGGAGCAGGUGGUGGUUUUGGCUCCCCCAUGGACAUCUUUGAUAUGUUUUUUGGAGGAGGAGGAAGGAUGCAGAGAGAGAGGAGAGGUAAAAAUGUUGUGCAUCAGCUCUCUGUAACCUUAGAAGAUUUAUAUAAUGGUGCAACAAGAAAACUAGCUCUGCAAAAGAAUGUGAUUUGCGACAAAUGUGAAGGCCGAGGUGGUAAGAAAGGAGCAGUAGAAUGUUGUCCCAAUUGCCGAGGUACUGGAAUGCAAAUAAGAAUUCAUCAGAUAGGACCUGGAAUGGUUCAGCAAAUUCAAUCUGUGUGCAUGGAGUGCCAGGGCCACGGGGAACGGAUCAGUCCUAAAGAUAGAUGUAAAAGCUGCAAUGGAAGGAAGAUAGUUCGAGAAAAGAAGAUUCUAGAAGUUCAUAUUGACAAAGGCAUGAAAGAUGGCCAGAAGAUAACAUUCCAUGGUGAAGGAGACCAAGAACCUGGACUGGAACCAGGAGAUAUUAUCAUUGUUUUAGAUCAGAAGGACCAUGCUGUUUUUACUAGGCGAGGAGAGGAUCUUUUCAUGUGUAUGGACAUACAGCUGGUUGAAGCACUGUGCGGCUUUCAAAAGCCAAUAUCUACUCUAGACAACAGAACCAUUGUCAUUACCUCUCAUCCAGGUCAGAUUGUCAAGCAUGGAGAUAUCAAGUGUGUGCUGAAUGAAGGCAUGCCAAUUUAUCGUAGACCAUACGAAAAGGGUCGCCUAAUCAUCGAAUUUAAGGUAAACUUCCCUGAGAAUGGCUUUCUCUCUCCUGAUAAACUGUCUUUGCUGGAAAAACUCCUACCUGAGAGGAAGGAAGUAGAAGAGACUGAUGAAAUGGACCAGGUAGAACUGGUGGACUUUGAUCCAAAUCAGGAAAGAAGGCGCCAUUACAAUGGAGAAGCGUAUGAGGAUGAUGAACAUCACCCUAGGGGAGGUGUUCAGUGUCAGACCUCUUAAUGGGGCCAGUGAAGAACACUGCUGGCAUUUUAUAUGCAGUAGUGAACGAAUGAAGGACUAUAAUCAUAGCUCACUACUUGCUAUUAUUGUUUUUGUUUUAAUAUUCAACUAUAGUAGUGUUUUAAAAGUUAAAUGAAGAAUAAAAAAUAUAAAA
Molecule: messenger RNA, 1469 nt
Organism: Neofelis nebulosa (Clouded leopard)
Lineage: Eukaryota; Metazoa; Chordata; Mammalia; Carnivora; Felidae
Product: dnaJ homolog subfamily A member 1
Exons: 1
Coding region: 122-1315 (397 amino acids)
Biological process (GO): protein refolding; response to heat
Cellular component (GO): cytoplasm; cytosol
Molecular function (GO): Hsp70 protein binding; ATP binding
Source: RefSeq, a predicted model, not a curated record